This is a messenger RNA of Diabrotica virgifera virgifera (western corn rootworm), 417 nucleotides long. Its product is annotated as larval cuticle protein A1A-like. The record is from RefSeq and is a predicted model, not a curated record. The coding region runs from base 32 to 385 and encodes 117 amino acids. NCBI's taxonomy places the organism in Eukaryota, Metazoa, Arthropoda, Insecta, Coleoptera, Chrysomelidae. Gene Ontology annotation, cellular component: extracellular matrix. The transcript has 2 exons.
UACUUGCAAGUUAGAUUACAUUUUACUAAAAAUGGUUUUAAAGAUUGUUGCACUGAUCUCUUUAGUAUUAGUCGUAAAUGCUGGUUUAAUAGCGCAACCUCUACAAAAAGUUGUAGUGCCCGAAGAGUAUAAUCCUAAUCCGCAGUAUUCAUUUCUAUACGAAGUACAAGAUCCACUAACAGGUGACAGUCAUGGACAGUACGAAACUAGGGAAGGCGAUGUUGUCAAGGGAGCUUACGCCCUAAUGGAUUCUGAUGGUACACGAAGAUUAGUGGAAUAUACUGCUGACCCCGUAAAUGGAUUUAAUGCUGUAGUGUCGAAGCAACCAACAGGUAGAAAGGCCGUCAUCGCUCCUGCUGCCAAAGUCGUAGCACCUUUAUACUGAACGAAACUGUGAUAUAUUUAUUAUUUAUUUAU